AUGGCAUCUCAAAAAACCUCUAAUGGGUUUGAAGGGUUACUGCCUUGCUGCUUCUUGUGGGUGAAGGCCAUGUCGGGGAAGCUCCCGGCCAUGGCGGUCGAGCUAGCAACCGCAACGAAAAGGCUGGCGAGGGACGACCCGAGGAGGGUAGUUCACUCUCUGAAAGUGGGAUUAGCCAUCACUUUGGUAUCUUUGUUUUACUAUUUCAGGCCUUUGUAUGACGGGUUUGGAGCCUCUACGAUGUGGGCCCUCAUCUCGGUUAUCGUCGUCUUUGAGUUUUCUGUGGGAGGGACGUUGGGGCGUGGUUUGAAUAGAGUUAUGGCGACACUCGCAGCUGGGGCUCUAGGGUUUGGAGCUCAUUACUUGGCGAACUUGGUCGGAGAGAAGGGCCGACCAAUAGUGCUUGGUUUCUUUGUGUUCAUACCAGCUGCAAUAUCAACAUUCAUAAGAUUCUUCCCAAAGAUGAAGGCAAGAUAUGAUUAUGGGAUGCUCAUAUUCAUUUUGACAUUCUGCAUGGUCUCAGUUUCGGGAUACAGAGAUGAUGAGAUUGUAAAACUUGCACGUGAUAGAGUUUUGACAAUUCUCAUUGGCUGCUCUUUCACUCUCUUUGUAUGUAUUUUUGUGCGUCCUGUUUGGGCUGGCUCCGAUCUCCACCAUUUGGUUGCCACCAACAUUGAUUCCCUUGCCACCUUCUUACAAGGCUUUGGUGAUCAAUAUUUUGGAUUGCUAGGACAAGGACAGGCCAGCCAUGGUGACAUCCAAAUGUAUAGAUUGAUUCUGAACUCGAAAUCGAAUGAAGAAUCAUUGACUAACCUAGCAAGAUGGGAGCCACGCCAUUGGAAGUUCAGAUAUCGCCAUCCUUGGAGGCAAUACUUGGAAAUUGGAAAUUUAAAUCGGGACUGCGCCUAUCGGCUUGAAGUUCUUAAUGGUUACCUUAAAACCAACCUAAUUCAAAUACCAUUAUCACAAAUCCAAGAUCAAUUUCAAGACGAAUGCUUGAAGAUAUGCAGCGAAUCAGGUAGAAGUUUACGAGAAUUGUCAUUGGCAAUGAAGAAAAUGGAUCCACCUCUCACUGUCAAACCCCACAUGGAGAGAGCAAAAGUUGCAGCUGAUAAUCUCAAGUCCCAUUUGGAAGAAUGGAGAUUUGAAGACUCAAACGCUAUAGAAGUUGUUCGUGUCGCUUCUUUGGUCUCACUUCUCAUAGACUCGAUAUGGUGCGUCGAGAAGAUUGGAGACUCAGUUCAAAAAUUGGCUUCAGCCGGAGGUUUCAAGGCUGUGGAAGGGCAAUCAUGUGUAGUAGUGGCACCAGAAGAUCAGCUACAAGAUUUGGCCAAGGAUCAUGGAGCCAUCCUUUUGGCUCAUCAUGUCAUUACUAUUGAUGAACAAGAAUGUACUCCUUGUUAAUUAUGG
Momordica charantia (bitter melon) is the source of this 1410-nucleotide messenger RNA. RefSeq names its product aluminum-activated malate transporter 2-like. The record is from RefSeq and is a predicted model, not a curated record. Lineage: Eukaryota; Viridiplantae; Streptophyta; Magnoliopsida; Cucurbitales; Cucurbitaceae. Gene Ontology annotation, biological process: malate transport.